Molecule: messenger RNA, 1960 nt
Organism: Phragmites australis (common reed)
Lineage: Eukaryota; Viridiplantae; Streptophyta; Magnoliopsida; Poales; Poaceae
Exons: 3
Coding region: 471-1610 (379 amino acids)
Source: RefSeq, a predicted model, not a curated record
ACCGCCGGCAGAGGAUCGCUUCGGUCCUCACCGGCAGCGCAUCCAGGGCGAUUGCUGGCUCGGCGGGGGCGUCGCUUCGGUCGCGGCGCAUUGACGGCGGCCCGCGACCAUGGCUCAGCUGGCUUGCUCGUUCGCUGCGGCUGGCCGCUCACGAGUUGGGAUUUUCCUUAUCUGGCGCUGGUGUGCUUCAGUACUUUGAGAUUGGUUCUUGGGGACAGCUGGCUUCCAUCCGCCCUGUGCUGCAGACGUGUGGUUUUGCAGCACGACACCAUAGAAUUUUCUUGUUUGCGCGAUCCACUUAUUCCUCGCUUCCAAUGCAUGGCACAUUCUACAUGUUCUUGGCCUUCCCUUCUCCCGCUUGUUUCUCUCUCUGUUCUCUCUCUCCGGCAGGCACGCGCUAGCUUAGCUCUGCUCCACCGCGAUCAGAUCGGCGGCAUUGAUGCGCGGCGCGACGACGCGGCGGGCGUGCCAUGAGGAAGCUGUGCCCGAACCUGGACCGCGACGACUCCCUGGACACCGUGCUCGAGGUGCCCAUCCCCGAUGAGAUGCUUAUCAACGCCCCAGGCGCCGACAAGCGCCGCGGCGCGGGGGGCGCCAACAUGCGCGCCUGGCUCAAGGCCCAGGCCUUCGACCGCGCCACCGUCGAUGGCCCCGCCUCCGCCAACGCCGAGCUCCAGCUCUUCCUCAACGUCGUCGGCUCGCCGCUCAUCCCCUGCCCCGUGCCCCACGACCGCGCCUUCAGCCGCUCCAUCCGCGACUCAUCCAUCCAAGCGUCGACGGCCAAGUACAUCAUUCAGCAGUACAUCGCGGCGACGGGCGGGCAGGCGGCGCUGCAGGGGGUGCAGAGCAUGUACGCCGUUGGGAAGGUGCGGAUGUGCGCGUCCGAGUUCCACCUCGGCGACCAGGCCGUCAACGCCGCCAAGGGCCGCGCCGAGGUCGGUGGCUUCGUGCUCUGGCAGAAGAGCCCCGAGGUCUGGUACUUCGAGCUCAUCAUGGCCGGCCACAAGAUGAGCGCCGGCAGCGACGGAAAGGUCGCCUGGCGCCAGUCCGCCGCCGAGCAGUCCCACGCCUCCCGCGGCCCGCCGCGCCCCCUCCGCCGCUCCCUCCAGGGCUUGGAUCCACGGUCGAUCGCGAACCUCUUCUCCGACGCGGUGUGCAUCGGCGAGAAGAUCAUCAACGGCGAGGAGUGCUUCAUCCUGAAGCUGGAGGCCGGCGCGGCGACGCUGCGGGCGCGGAGCGCGGCGGCGUUCGACAUCAUCCACCAUACGGUGUGGGGCUAUUUCAGCCAGCGCACGGGGCUGCUCAUCCAGCUCGAGGACUCGCACUUGCUCCGCAUGAAGUCCGGCAAGGGCGCCCGCCGAAGCGAGAACAUCUUCUGGGAAACUAGCAUGGAGUCCGUCAUCUCCGACUACCGCUACAUCGACGGCAUCAACAUCGCGCACGGCGGUCACACCGCCGUCACGCUCUUCCGCUACGGCGAGGGAUCCGUCAACCACAAGAGGAAGCUGGAGGAGACGUGGAUAGUGGAGGAGGCCGACUUCAACGUGCACGGGCUCACCACGGACUACUUCCUGCCGCCGUCCGACCUCAAGAAGGACGGCGAUGACUAGCGCGCCGGAUGACCGGUCAGCCAGAAUAAGUGAUCGUGUAGCGUUCGACUGAUUGUUGUUAAUGCGAGGACAUCAUUCGAAAUCCACGCAGGCAAAAAUUUUCAUAGGGGUGGCAGUAGCUGUAUGUGUUCUUCCAUUUCUCCUUUUUUUCCCCAUUGAAUUGCAAAUUCUGCCAUGAUCCAGGAAUAGAAUUACUAAAUGAUUUCUUUUUUAGGAAGAAGCAUGCAUGGCUAGAUCAUGUACAGUACAUAUGGGGGUGUGAUUGAGGUUGAUUAAAUUCAUUGUGUUUUGUUGGGUCUACUAACAUAUAUUGUUAGCUUCUUUGCUUGAAAAAAGAAUAUACUGAUAGC